CGAUAUAUUUUUUUAAGCAAAUGGAGAAUCUAGGGUCUAGGGAGAGGUUAUGUCACUUGGUAGGAGUAUUGCGCUCAAGAAGAAAAGGAUCAUUGAUGCUCUAUGGAUUUGGUGUCAUCUUUGGAGCUUCAAUACUCCUUUUUGCAGCCAUUGUCUUCUUGUUCCCAGUUAAUUCCCCAUCGAUUAUAACUCCCAUGCUAAAAUUUAAUCUGAAGAGAUUUUACACCAAAUUUCCUUUUUCACGUCUGCCAGGUUAUAUCAACACUUAUGGUGGUGGUUGCAAUAUUUUUGAAGGUGAAUGGGUAAGGGUUAAUGAUCGAAAACCGUAUUAUCUUCCAGGUUCAUGUCCCUUUAUCGAAGUACCGAGUAAUUUUGAUUGCUACAGAAACGGUAAACCUGAUGAUGCGUAUCUAAAAUGGCAAUGGAAAUGGCAGUCUCACCCAACAAAUGCAGGGUGUAAUAACAAUGUUCCAAGCGCUCUCAAUGCAAGUGAUUUUCUUGAGAGAUUGAGAGGAAAAAAAGUAGCAUUUGCAGGGGAUUCUCUGAACAGAAAUAUGUUUGAAUCUUUAGCAUGUAUCCUUUGGAAUGCCGUUCCAGAUAAGAGCAGAGUUUUCUGGCUUGGAAAUGUAGAAAACAACAUUAGAGAACAAAUGUCAGUGAGAUAUGAGGACUACAACUGUACCAUAGGGUUCGUGUGGUCUCCUUUUCUAGUUUAUGAAACACAAGCCAAGAGUCGAAGAAUGCAGGAAAGUAUAUUAAAACAGGUUCCGGAGACGAUGAGACUAGAUAUGAUUGACCCACGCGCAUCUGUAUUCUAUCGUGACGCUGACAUUGUUAUAUUCGAUUCAUGGCAUUGGUGGGUUAGAAAUAAAGUUCAUAACAGGACAAACUAUUUUCAAGAAGGCGAUCAUUUGUACCCAAAAAUGGAAAUUAGAAGCGCGUAUAAGAAAGCUCUCACUACUUGGAGGCGAUGGGUUGACAAGAACAUUAACUCAAACAAAACUCAAGUAGUUUUCAGAGGCCAUUCAGUUAGUCAUUUUCGUAGAGAUGGAAAAUGCAACAGAGAGGGGGUACCGAUCACGAGCAAUGAAACAUACAGAGAGAAGAAUCCUCCACGGGUGAAAAUACUAGAAGAAACAUUACGACGAAUGAAAACUCCUGUUAUAUAUCUGAAUGUUACUAAGCAAACUUAUUACCGAGCAGACGCACAUCCUGCACUGUAUACAAGGUUUUAUAAUGGAAGUAUUGCUAACGAGGCGAUGAAACAGGAUUGCGGACAUUGGUGCUUACCUGGUGUACCGGAUACAUGGAAUGAAUUGUUGUAUAUUUCUCUCUUGAAGGCCGGCAAAGCAUCCUUCGCCGGGUGAAUAUGUAAAAUAACACUAGGCCGCAAUGUCACAUUUUAGUGAAGGGCCUCAAGUCGUCCUGACUUGUACUACUUGA
Molecule: messenger RNA, 1443 nt
Organism: Papaver somniferum (opium poppy)
Lineage: Eukaryota; Viridiplantae; Streptophyta; Magnoliopsida; Ranunculales; Papaveraceae
Product: protein trichome birefringence-like 2
Exons: 5
Coding region: 21-1367 (448 amino acids)
Cellular component (GO): Golgi apparatus
Molecular function (GO): O-acetyltransferase activity
Source: RefSeq, a predicted model, not a curated record